AUGAGGUACAAUGACAAGGAGCUGGUGUCCCUCUCCAGGCAGAGGGCGGAGAAGGCAGCUGAACUGGGCAUGAGGGCCCCCAAGAAAGGAAGCGUACUGAAGAAGCGUCUGGUGAAAUUGGUUGUGAAUUUUCUGUUUUACUUCCGGGCAGAUGAGGAAGAGCCCAUUGGAGCACUUCUUUUAGAGCACUGCAGGGUGAUGAAAGAAGAGGAGAAAUGUUUCUCAAUAUAUUUCAUGGAUGAGCCAGACCGGAAAUAUGUGUUUGAGUGCAAUAACCAAGAACAAUGUGAUGAAUGGGUACAAGCAUUAAAAAAUGCAAGCUAUGAAUUUAUGAGAAGAAGUCUUCUCUUUUAUCGCAAUGAAAUCCUGAAGAUGACUGGGAAGGACCCAUUGGAGCAGUAUGGAAUAUCUGCAGAAUCACGGUUCCAGCUUGAGCCUCCAGACAUGUAA
Staurois parvus is the source of this 450-nucleotide messenger RNA. The record is from the annotation of a GenBank genome assembly. NCBI's taxonomy places the organism in Eukaryota, Metazoa, Chordata, Amphibia, Anura, Ranidae.